AUGGAUCCAUCCACUGGACCGAAAUCAACCUCAAUCACCCACGAUGAAGACAUGGGAUCCAAAGAAAAUAAUCAGCUGCCAGCAAUGAGGAAUGAUCUCCCAGAAGGGUACUUUCCCCAGACAGAGGAGGAGAAACAGCUCAGCCGUUCCCUCAAUCGAAAGUUGGACAUGAUUUUACUACCGGCUCUUUCAUUUUUGUACAUGUUCAAUGGACUGGAUCGAGGCAAUAUUGGAAAUGCUCAAACACAAGGAUUUGCACAUGAUAUUGGAACAACAGACAACGAUGUUAACAAUGCUGUAUCUUUAUUUUACGUUACAUUCGUGAUUUUCCAGCCCAUCUCUUCCGCCUGUGGGAGGCUCGUUGGGCCUACUUACUGGAUGCCUUUCCUCAUGUCCACAUGGGGAGUUUUGACAUUGUCUAAUGCUUUUAUUCAUGGUCGAAGCCAACUCAUUGCUCUUCGGCUCCUGAUCGGGCUGUUCGAAGCCGGAUUUUAUCCAACAGUUCUCUUCUACUUGUCAACCUUCUACACAAGGUUCGAUCUAGCCACCCGGAUUGGCGUCUUCUAUGGCCAGUACGCUAUUGCCGGUGCUUUCUCCGGUGCUAUCGCAUACGGUAUUUUCCAGCUCAACGGCGCUUUGCACGGCUGGCAAUAUCUUUUCAUCAUUGAGGGUUCCUUAACCGUCUUUGUGGCGCUAUUAGCCUUCCUUCUGCUUCCUAAGGAGCCUGGGUCUGCCUGGUUUCUUAAUGCCGCUGAAAGGGAGUAUGCUGCACAAAGAAUUCGCAUCGACAAUGAGAGAUAUGUCAUGAAGGAAUACGGAGCGACCAACACUGGUGAAGUGUCGCAAAGACUAACAAAGCGGGACAUUAUCGAAACCGCUAAGGACUGGAAGCUUUGGUCGGUGUUGAUCUGCAAUAUUUGUGCCAGCGUGCCCAGCCAGGCAUUUGGUGUUUUCCUCCCAGUGGUUGUGCAAGGCAUGGGGUACAGCUCUAACCAAGCCAACCUGAUGUCCGUUCCGCCGUUCGUGUGCGGCGCUGUUGGCUUGUACGUUGUUGCCUUCAGCUCUGACCAUUUCAAAGAAAGAGGCUACCACACUAUAUUUGGACUUAUUGUCUGCCUAAUUGGCUUGAUCAUGGUUAUCACUAUCGAGCAGGAUAAGGGCCGUUAUGCAGCGCUUUGCAUCCUUCUUCUCGGAAGCUAUAUCACCCCGUCUUUGACUAUGGCCUGGCUUAGCGGCAAUACUCCUGCCCCUGGAAAACGGUCAUUGGUAAUUGGCGUCAACGGAUUCGGAAACCUUGCUGGCGUUAUCGGGUCCCAGCUCUUUCGCUCUGAAUUUGGCCCGUCAUAUCUUGUCCCGCUCCACGCGACCCUCGGAUUUAUAGCCUUUUCCUUGGUCGGGUAUACUGCUUAUCGCUUCACGCUCCGCGCUGUCAAUAAGUACAGAAUCCGGAAGAUGUCGACAUGGUCGGAGGUGGAUAUUGAGAAUGAGCGGGAUAACGAACUUCGGCUGGGAGACAAGAAGUAUACUUUCAUAUAUAGUCUUUAG
This is a messenger RNA of Penicillium riverlandense, 1545 nucleotides long. RefSeq lists its product as uncharacterized. Gene Ontology annotation, biological process: transmembrane transport. Gene Ontology annotation, molecular function: transmembrane transporter activity. Gene Ontology annotation, cellular component: membrane. The transcript is spliced from 8 exons. NCBI's taxonomy places the organism in Eukaryota, Fungi, Ascomycota, Eurotiomycetes, Eurotiales, Aspergillaceae. The record is from RefSeq and is a predicted model, not a curated record. The coding region runs from base 1 to 1545 and encodes 514 amino acids.